CCAUAGAGAACCCAAAAACAAUUGUACAAACAAACACACACUUUAGGUGUACCCCUCAUUCUUGAAAAACUUUAACAAAAAAAAUGGGGUCAAUUUGCAAAUAUGGUCAUAACCAAUGUACCAUAUUGCAACUUUUCAAAACUUAAAGGGGGUGUUUUCUAAACUUUAUUCAGAAAAAAAAAUAAUAGCUACACUCUGUUUAUAAACCCCAUUUGAAACUCCCCACCACAAAGAUCAGUCAUUUCUUGCAUAAAGUUCAAAUCUUUUUUAUUUUCUUUAAAAUUUUAAGCAAAUUUUAAGCAAAUUUUUAUCAAAUUUCAAGAAAAUAAAAAAUUGGGUAUUGAAAAAGAUUCAAUCUUUACACUUAUUUCAUCCAUGUCGUUUGAUAUUAGUUAAAUUUCUUUCAAAAAUCUUUACUUUCUUGAAAUCUUUAUCAUUCAUCAAUCCAAAAUCUUGAAUUGAAUGUGUAUCUUUAUGCAAAAAUGGAUCUUGUGAAUGUUAAUUCAAUAAAGUUGCUACCUUUUGGUGAAUUGUGUGUAUCUUUUUGAAGAAAUUAUAAUAGGGUUAGGGUUUGUAAGAAAUAGGGGGAAGGAGAAUGGUAAUUGAUAGUCUGUUAAAUCUUACAGUUGACCCACCGAUAAAACGGCGAGCCGGGUUAAGGAGAAAACAGGCUGGGAGAGGCUCUUACAGGGGUAGCUAGGGGUUGAAGAUAGUAAAGAAAAGAUUUUUAGGUUUUUAAUUUGUUUUUGAGGUCAUAAUGUGUUAGUUUGAGGUAGAAAUUUGUUUAGAAAAUUGUUGAAAAAAAAAGAUGGGGAUUAGUGCAUUACAUCAAGCACUCAAGAAUCUUUGUCUUAACACUCACUGGAAUUAUGCUGUUUUUUGGAAACUCAAUCCUCAACCUCAAAUGAUGUUGACCUUUGAAGAUGCUUAUUAUGACAAAAAUGAUCCUUCAGAUGACCUUCUCGGCCUUGCAAUUGCGAAGAUGUGUUAUCACCAGUAUUCUCUCGGGGAAGGACUUGUUGGUCAGGUUGCGGUUACAUAUAAACAUCUAUGGGUAUCCGGAGAUCAGCUUGUUAACGAUCCCUACAUGUCCUUUGAGGAUUUUGAUGGAUGGAAAACUCAAAUUGCCACCGGGAUUAGGACAAUUGCCGUUGUGGGUGUUGUUCCUCAUGGAGUCGUACAACUUGGUUCGUUUAAUAAUAUUCCCGAGGAUUUGAAGAUGGUGAAUCAUAUCCAAGAAAUCUUUCUCGAGCUACAAAGUCCGUUAACGGGGUGUACGCCUAGCAACACAAGUUCAUAUAACAAUACGGUUACUUCCGUAAAUUACGGAAUAAACACAUCAUACCCGAUAUCAAAUUUUAAUCCGAAUGCAGAAUUAUGUAUGCCCGUCUCUUCAAACAUCCAAAUGCUAAACGAAAAUAUCGAAUCACAAAGCGAAACUGACACCAUGAACACCUUCAAAACGUCUUUUAAGUUUCCCGCUGGAUGUGAGCUAUACGAAGCACUAGGGCCCACAUUUUAUAAGCAAAACGACGAAUACAAUUGGCAAAAAGUCAAUGACAUGCCGGGAACAAGUAGUAGCAAUCUUUUGACGACAACCUCUGGGCCGGAAGAUCUUCUAGAAGCGGUUGUGGGUAAUGUUUGCCAAAACGAUAGUGAGUUUAGUAACUCGGUGAAAUGGGUUGAGCCUCGUUUUAGUGAUAUGCAAACUAGCGGUUCGGGUUGUUACUCGUUUGAAAGUUCGUUAGGGUUUUCGUCUGCAAGUCAUAGUAGAUGUGGUGAGUCGUUAGAGAGGUCACAAGAACGGGCUAAUGUCACUAAGAAACGGGCCAAACCCGGUGAAAGUAAUAGGCCUCGGCCCAGGGAUCGACAACUUAUUCAAGAUCGUAUUAAAGAACUCCGUGAACUUGUACCCAAUGGAUCGAAGUGCAGCAUUGAUUCGCUUCUUGAACGGACAAUCAAACACAUGCUUUUCAUGCAAUGUGUUACUAAGCAUGCCGACAAAAUCGAUAAAUAUGCCGAAUUAAAGUUGCUUAGCAAUAAAAAUGGCAUACAAGGUUCAUCAAAUCACGAGCAGGGUUCGAGUUGGGCAAUGGAGGUCGGGAACAACAUGAAAGUUUGUCCCGUAACAGUAGAAAACAUCGGUACAAAUGGCCAAAUGCUGGUGGAGAUGACGUGUGAAGAAGACGUCCAUUUUCUUGAGAUAGCGGAUGCCAUAAGAAGCUUGGGUCUCACCAUUCUAAAAGGCGUAACAGAACCCGAUGGUGAUAAAACAAGGAUGUGUUUUGUUGUUGAGGGACAAAAUAACAGAAACGUUCAUCGGAUGGAUAUACUUUGGUUACUCGUUCAAAUAUUGCAGUCGAAGGCGAAGACUUAACUUGAUUAUAACGGUAACAUAAUAUCGAAAGGACUUUAGUUGCUCCUUUGUGCUUGUUGGUCAUGAGUUAAGAUAAGCGUGUUAUUCUCAUUUCAUGUUAUAGUUUGGUUCAUAAUUUACGCGUUUUUUUUUCUGAAUGUAGGUUUCGCAAGUAUUUAGAAAAACGACACUGCGAAUUUGCUUUUAUGUUACUUGUUUAUUAUGGUAUAUGUAUAGUAGUCAUUCACAUGUAAUGGGGACUUUUAUACUAUAUAGUGCUUAUUUUGUAAUUUUUUUUUUUGUACUGAUUUGAAGGACUGAAGUCUUGAUUCAUAUAUGGUGUUAAACACAUGAUUCUACC
Helianthus annuus (common sunflower) is the source of this 2717-nucleotide messenger RNA. Its product is annotated as transcription factor EMB1444. The coding region runs from base 809 to 2377 and encodes 522 amino acids. Gene Ontology annotation, biological process: regulation of DNA-templated transcription. The transcript has 10 exons. Gene Ontology annotation, molecular function: DNA-binding transcription factor activity; protein dimerization activity. The record is from RefSeq and is a predicted model, not a curated record. Lineage: Eukaryota; Viridiplantae; Streptophyta; Magnoliopsida; Asterales; Asteraceae.